CUCUCUCUCUCUCUCUAAGCCCUUUCCACAAAUCUUUGUGACCCUUUUUUGAGACCUCAAACUUGGUUUGUUCUUGGUUUCAAUCAGAGUCUCAAACUCUCCCUCUUUUCUCAUUCUCUGAAAACAGAGCUUUCUCCUCUGAUUUCUUGUUACCUAACGAUCGAACCCAUUAAUUCAGAGAUUUUUAGUUAUUGAUCAAAACCUUAGUUUUGCUGAAAUGGUGAGUUUGAUUGAAGAAAGAGAUAAGAUGACGAAGAAAAAUGUGGUAGCUUCGAACACCAAAUCGGCCAUCAACAUGGCGAUAACAGUGGCGGCGGCGGCGAACUCGUCGCUGUUCAAGACGGCGGCGCAGAAGCCGCCAGUGGCUCCGGGAAGCUUCUUCACCAUUUUACAGAGGAAGCUAAUACAGAACCUUGAAAUCAAUGGAGCUGCAAGAGUCAACGCCUGGGUUGACUCAAUGAGAGCUUCCUCACCAACCCAUGUCAAAUCCACCACCCCUUCUCUCUCUCUGAAGACCAAAGUUCGUGGAUUGUGAGUACUCUCUGUCCCGGCCAAGGAUCCUCUAUAA
Molecule: messenger RNA, 568 nt
Organism: Camellia sinensis
Lineage: Eukaryota; Viridiplantae; Streptophyta; Magnoliopsida; Ericales; Theaceae
Source: RefSeq, a predicted model, not a curated record